Molecule: messenger RNA, 5254 nt
Organism: Rhineura floridana
Lineage: Eukaryota; Metazoa; Chordata; Lepidosauria; Squamata; Rhineuridae
Gene: PSTK
Product: phosphoseryl-tRNA kinase
Exons: 6
Coding region: 49-1149 (366 amino acids)
Molecular function (GO): kinase activity; tRNA binding
Source: RefSeq, a predicted model, not a curated record
GCAGGCGCAGAACUUUGAGCCAUCGAUUACUUCCUAUCACAGGAGUGGAUGUUCCGCACGAAAGCAACGCCCAUGGCGGAACAGCUACGAAACGCUGGAGGCCACCAACUUGGCCUGUGCGUGCUUUGCGGUUUACCAGCAGCGGGUAAAACAACGAUGGGGCAGGCGCUGAGCCAGUUCCUAAGGAAGCGCAAGGGGUGGCAGUGCGUUCUUCUUACUUACGAUGAUCUCAUACCAUCGGAAGCUUUUAACCAAUUGAAAGAAAGCUCAGGACAGGAGAGGCAGCAGUCAUUGAUGUCACACUGGAGAUUGUACCGUCAGGAAUUAUUGUUGUAUCUUGAACACAUCCUUCAGGCUUUUAUUAAAGGAUGCCAUUAUUCUCCUCCUCCCAACAGAACUGAAACAACAUGGAAAAGGUUUGCCUGGUAUUUGAAAGAACAAGGAUUAAUAUCUCCAGGAGCACAAACAGAAGACUCUGCAUCUUGUCAAUAUUUGAUAGAUUUUACUCCUCUCAGACCAAUAUAUAUUAUUUUAGAUGAUAACUUUUAUUAUCGGAGUAUGAGAUAUGAAGUGUACCAGUUAGCUCGUCAGUAUACACUGGGCUUCUGUCAGUUGUUCCUAGACUGUCAGGCUGAUGUUUGUUUAGAGAGAAAUGGUCAGAGAAAACAACCAUUACCUGAAGAAACCAUAUGGGCAAUGGUACAAAAAAUUGAAAUUCCAAAUCCAGAGAAAUACCCAUGGGAACAGAACAGUCUCAUUCUGAAGAGUGGAGAGUGUUCAUUAGAAGAUAAUCUUCAGGUGCUCUGUUUGUUAUCUACUGCUUUGGAAAAUCCAGUGAAACCUCUGGAAGAGAAUACAGACAAAAAGGAAAUUGAUCAAGCUAUUUGUGCAGCUAGUAUUCUUCAUCAAGCUGACCAGGCUAUCAGGCGAGCUGUCUCUCAAACCAUGAAGAAUGCUAAAGACAAUAACCUUACCCCAAAUGAGAUGAAGAACUUGGCAGAUGAACUAAAUAAGCUGAAAGUAGAAUUCUUGGAGGAUUUAAGAUACAAGUCUAAUGAGAAAAAUAACCAAUCGGAUAUAAAUAUAACUUCUUCAUUCAGCCAACAGGCAGAUGACAUUGUUAAUAAGUAUUUAAGGAAGGAGUAUUAGCAUUUUGUUUUGCUCAGUGAAGUGGCAUCUGGGUUUGACAACAACACUAGAUACUGCACUCUUGAGAUUUGGCAUUUCCAGUGCCAACCAUCUGAAACAGGUCUGGCUUAUAAUAUUUGAUGUCUCAUUGUAAAAAGAAGGGACAUUCCCUCAGUCUCUCAGCCUCAAAGUGAAUGAGAAAAAUACCAACUGUACUAAGAAGCUUCAGGAUCUACAGGGUGAAGAAAGAUGCAAGAUUUACCACUUGAAAUAUUUUACUAUUUGCUGUAAUUUGAAAUAUUGCUGAAGCCAGGAUCAUUGACUCAUACGCAUAACCCAGAUGUUGUUGGACUCCCAAAAUCAUAUCAGCCCCAGCCAGCAUGGCUAGCAGGCUAACGGACUAUUAGUCCAACAUCUGGAGAGCUAAAGGGCAUAGUUGGCAAACUAUGCAAAGCCUCAGCACUGUGAGGAAAUACUGCAUCAUCAGAAUCAAAAGGACUGUGCCUUUCCAUCUUUGAGGGUUGAUGUUGCAUUUUUAAAAAUAUUUUCCAAGUUUGGAUCCAACAAACCACAAGAACUAACCUUGCAGACGCCUCUUUGAAAGGCUGAGGACUAUCCCAAACAUGCAAGGAAGCUCUGCUCAAUUUUGGGCAAUUCCUUCUUCCCUGCUGCUCCAUCAUACACUGUUCAAGAAGGUCAUCCAAUCCCCGAGAGGCUGAAGGGUCUCAAGGGAAGGAGAAAGAAUCCAGUCUUCAGUACAACCUGGGAAACUUAAUACCAGAAAGGAGAGUGAAGUGUAACAAACCCAUUACAAAGGUACAGGAUGGGAGAAUAGAAACAACCUUUUGCACCAUAGUAACUUACCAAAGUGUGCCUGUAACCAGUUGGAAAGUGGGUUGCGUAUAUUGACUUCCACUGCAUUUCUAACCAACUGCAAGGAUUUGGCAAGAUUCUCCUCACCAUUUGGCAAGUUACCAACUGGCAUAGUCUGGUAAGUUAUCACUUGGCAAAUGGUCCUCUGCCUUUAUCCAUUGCUGUUUCAUGUUACCAGAACUAGUGCCAUCAACAAGAGCUAGUAAUUCCUGGACAUAAUCCUUGUAAUAGAAGAAACAUUAGAAAAGUGUUGUUUUUAUUUUGUGUGGCUGUGGGUGUAAUAUCUUAUACAAAAAUUACAUUCCAUAAUAUGAAUUAUAUGAAAUAUAAUAAUCUUUUUUCAAAAGACCAUCAGUACAUGUUAGAAAGUAUUUUUCCAUGUCCCAAUUUUUGAAUUGUCCUUAAUGUUUUUUAUACUGGAAUAAAUAUUAAGAAAGUUUUAGAGGCAUACUUACCAUGAGUACUCCAUAAAAUAUGCUUCAAGCAGGGAAUUGCUUUCCAGCACAAAACAUAAUUGGCUCUGGUUUUGUUUUUUAAAAUUAUUUAAACUGACAGAAGAACUCUGCUGGGCUGGCACAUAUUUCUAAUUUACAUUCCCUUUGUCAAAAUAUUAAUAGAAUGUGGCAGAACAGCAAAUGGAACAAGACUAACACUUCCUUUCCAAUACUAUACUGUCAUAAUGUUAACAGAAAAUCAAAAUGUGCUGCUGUCACGAAACACACUGGAGACUCAAUCCAUCCAAAGAUAAACACUUUCAAGCCUCAUAUCUGCAUAUGCUUAUCUCUCCCAUUGAAAUCACUGACUGGGCUUCGAAAAGGGCUAGCUUUAGCUGCCCUUGCUCUUUCCCAUUACUGUUCUUUGUUAGUUACUCUCCUAUUAAUUGUAAAAAUAAAAAUCUAACUUUUGGUUGUAUCUGUAUUCCAUAUACAUAGUGUGACAGACUCCAGUCAAAGAUUAUCACUCUUUUUGUUCAGUACUGCAGAUAGCAAAGGGCUUAAAAAUAUUAAGAGCAACAUAAUAAGGUAGCAGUCCACAAUCCAUAGCGCCAGAGUUAGUGGGUUAUAGACUGCAGUUUUAACAGCCGUAUCUCUUACAAUGCUGUUAUUUGCACACAGAAGCUGAAUUCAUCUGAAGAAAAUAUUAACAUAAAAUUCAAGAUAAUUUUUGUAACACAACAUUUAGCAAUGCAACUUAAUUGAAGCUCGUUAUAGUAUUAAAUAAUGAUUUUAACUAAUAGAACUGUUGCUGAGAUUUUACUGAUUUGGGGCCUGACUUGUAAAUCUGUAUGUAGUCUCCUAUAUUUUGAUGAAAAUGAGCCAUACUAAUGAGGAUGUUUUGGAAUCAGUAACUAUAGCUACUAGCUGUAGCUUUUUCUUAAAACAGGCAAGAAGUUCUGUACAAGAUUAUAGGGAAAGAGGGCCAGUGAAAAAGAUGUUAUGUUUAGAAAUGAGAAGUUUGUUUUGAAUUGUAUAGCAUAGAUUAAUGAGGUAAUAAGUUUUUUCGAAACUCCAAUCCUGCAUAUUUUAUUAAUGAAAUGGGCCCCAACAUAUCAGUCAUAGGGUCAGAGAUUGCUAUAUGCUAUCCUUAUUCCAGUAGAAUUAGUAAAGGCAGCAUUGUAGUUAGUACAUCAUCCACUGACAUUCUAAACUAUGUUUUGGCAUUGCGGAUUCCAAUGUUAGAUGAAGUUGCCUGCAAGCCUUUGUCUGCUUUUUGUCCCAUCUCCCACUUUCUGUUGGAUUAAAUCUGUCAUCGCUCACAGCUCAGGUGUCAUUACUCUCUCUCUGGCUGAAGCUUUAAAAACAGUAGUGUUUAGGAUUUUACCACCCAUCUCAACAGGGGUCCUGCCCUUUCAAUAGCUGCAUGAUCAGUAGAAUCAGAACAUGUAGAUACUCAGGGUAUCUACAUGUUGCAAAACUUCACCUCUUGACUACCUGACUAUCUUUAAGAGAUACCGGAACUCUACCAAAAAAAAAAGCCAGUGACCCUAAUCUCCUUAUGGCCCCCAAUUCUGUGAAUAUUAUAUAUUCCUAGUACACAGCAGCAUUCAGCAACCAAGAUUUGCUAACACACCAUACUGAGAAGGUAGAGAUGUCUCAAUAAAGCUCCUCCCCCUGACGUACUCAACAUUGUUUUUGUUACGGCCACUCCUCUCUCUAUCCUUCUCCCAUACCUAUGUGGUCAUUCAGCCUGCCUGUCUUCCUCCUUAACGUGAUUGCUAUUUCACACGCCACUAAGACCAGCAGGUCUGUUUUUGACAAGGGAAGAAACAAAUACUAGAAACAGGUUGGGAGUGGAGAUAUCACCAGCUGUUGUUCAUUGGCUAUUAUUUAACACAUACCUGAUCGACACAUAGAUUGUUUGUAGAAAUUUCAUCAAGAUGACCCAGCUAGGAUAUAUAAAAGGAUUAUUUUUAACAGCUUUUAUUUAGCUGUGUUAGCUGAUUCAGCAUCUCCAGCAUUAUUAAUUAAAACAUACAUAGUAUAUUUUAGGUUCUCUGCUGUUGUAGCAUGCAGUCCCAGUCAAAACUAAUCAGAAAUUUGUCACUGACUUCCCGAGUGCAAUAUAUAUGGCACUAGAGUAGCAAACCUGGAAUUUGGUGCUACAGCAUUUUAGAGACGCAGAAGGCAAUUCCAAAAAUAUUCUGUUGAAAUACUUCUACAUAUCAGAAUGCAAACACUGAAUACAGUUACACAAACGUAUUAAGACACUGAAUAUUAAUUUUGAGAAAGAUACCUAUGGGAAUUUUGAAAACAAAUUAAGAUCUUAACUAUAGCUGCUUGAAAGGACUUUUCUUCUGAGAACUAAUUAAAAAUUAAAAAGAAAUUUUCUCACACUGAAGGGAACUCUGAGUUCAUUAAAUUGUUUCAAGCACAGUGCCAACAGCUUAUCCUGCACUAUUACACGCUGUGUACCUGGGUAAGUACUGUACCAUUACCACCCUUUAUUAUAGUUUAGGGCCUUUCUGUGACUACAGGAGGAAAGAAAGCCUCAUUGCUUAUGUGGGCUUCUACUUGCAUAACUUUUUGGACAUAAUCUUAUUAUAUUGGGCUUUGCUGGUGGGUUUUUUUCUUUUGCACUGGCCCAUGAUGACUUAACUAACCCAAGAGGACUUUUCUAACCUGUGCUUCUAUUUUGGCCAUUAGAAGAAUGCUCAUCUACCGAAAGAUUUGAUCAUCAGCAGUUGUAUACCAGAUACAUCUUCACACAAAGGCACGUAAUUAGGGAUGUGAAACCAUUCAAUAAAAGCACUUUG